Schistocerca gregaria is the source of this 1828-nucleotide messenger RNA. RefSeq lists its product as uncharacterized. The transcript is spliced from 2 exons. The record is from RefSeq and is a predicted model, not a curated record. NCBI's taxonomy places the organism in Eukaryota, Metazoa, Arthropoda, Insecta, Orthoptera, Acrididae. Bases 19 to 1680 code for a protein of 553 amino acids. Gene Ontology annotation, molecular function: Notch binding.
UUUUAUUCUUUUCUAAAAAUGAGAGGCCAAUACGGACUUCUGCUGACGCUCCCACUGCUUUUCAUCCUCCUAGUAGCUGCCUCGGGUAUUGAAGAUGGGCUUCACGUGAAAAGGGUUGAACCGAAUUUCUUGAGCACAAAAAGUACCUCUCAUAUCUUGUCUUUGGAAAACCCACAGGUCGAUUCUUAUAUCGCCAAGUCAGGUGAUUCAAAAACCUACAGUUACCAAGUUCCGGCCAAUACCUCGCACGAGCUCCUCUUGGCCAGUGGACCCAGCGGAGUCACCUGCCGCAUCGGCGCCAGAAGAAACCAAGCCGCCAUCAUUGAGUACAACAAUCACAUUGUUUUGUCUAAAGCGGAAACUCGGCGCUUGACAGUUCCCCCCGUUGACCACGAAAGAACUUACUUUGUGACAUUUUACGCGCAUAAAGAGAACACGAACUUUCACUGCAGAUUUACUCUGCUUCCAGACCUCGAGGCCGACGCGGUUGCCAAUGUAGAAUCUGAAUGCGUCAAGUCCGUUCUAGAUAUAAAGUUGGACGUACAGUACAAUUUCAAUUUAAAAACAGAAUGCAAUGACAUAUAUCGCCUGAUUAUACCGAGCGACCUGCCCGUCUACAUCAGUCUUCAUGUUGAAAUAAAUACGUCAAAAUAUAGCAUCAUGUACAUAAAACGCAACUCAAUCCCAACCUUUUCCAACUACGACAACAUCCUUUAUGGCAAAGGUGGACAGCAAUCGCUGCUUGGAAUUGUCAACAAAAGUGAUGUCUAUUACUUCUCAUUCUAUUCCGAAACUGAACAAAAUAUAACGUGGAGAAUCAACGCCACGUCCCAGAACACGUGUAUCAGCAACUGCUCCGGGGAGUCUCACGGUACUUGUAACAGUGGGCAAUGCAAUUGUACUAGCGACUAUGUUGGCGUUGCGUGCGAACAGAUGAACCGCGAGCUGCUGAUCGGCGAGUACGCUUUCGGAGAAUUGGAUCAGCAAUCUUGGAAUUACUACAGGUUUACUUCUGACGCCAAGUUGGCCAUUAUUCAGUUGAGACAUCUCGAUCGCCAAGACUGCGAUCUCUUCGUUGCAAACGGCCGUAACCCAACUAUCAACGACUUCUCCCUGCGUAACAUCAGUUUCAGCCCUUCUUCGAGCAUAACCAUCGAACAGCCCAUUGGACAAACCUGGCAUAUCGGCGUUCUGGGUAUCAGCAGCUGCAAGUACAAUUUGACCGUUGACACAAAUAACUGUCCCCCUUUUUGUGUUUCUCCACGCGGCACUUGUAACCCUGAAACCUACAUUUGUAAAUGUUCGCCCGGCUACUACGGAGACACCUGCACAAAGCCUGCUGGGAACCUCACUUCAGAGAAUGCACUUGACGCAAUUUUGCCUGCGCACUCGGAUGAGAUCAGCUUCCUCUAUAAGCCGUCAAAUGUGGUAUUCACCACCCUAUUGAAAGAAAACGCCAGCCACCCGUCCCUCGAUGUAUCCAUACAUCUAUACAACAACAAUGGUACUCUCAUAAAUCAGUGGCAAGAGAGAGAAAAUGACAAAGGUUACUCGAUACACGUCAUUAAUGUUUUGAGCAAGCGUUCUGAACUUCCUUUCUUAAUUGUAGUCAAACGAAAUUCCUACGCCGCCGAUACAGAUAUCCCCUUCAAAAUUGUUGCUUGGAGCCCAUCGUUGUAGAAAGACAUCGGUAACGCAGGCGCAAAUAUUUAUGUAUGUCGACAAAAUGUGUUGGUAGAAUCAAUAAAUCAUGUAGUCUCAACUUCGACAUAAACUCACCCAGCCGAGCCCUUUUGUCGUCAGCCGAUUCCGUGGCGGAGGCACGCCA